AUGUUUUUUCGUCGUGUUUUUUCGAAAAAUCAAAACAAUUACAAUAAAGAAAUGUUUGAAGAAACAUCGUCAGACCAUCAGUCGACGCCCUCGCCGCCCCUGAAAGCACAAAAAAGAAGGGCAUCGAUCGAAGAAAAACAAUCACGCGGACUUGCGGUUUUACAAUUGACGCCACUUUGGGAACACAUAAUUAGAACAAAUUCUAUGCCACGUUCAGUGAUUAUUUCAGAUGUUUUCGAAGAAUUUUAUGAGCGAUUACAUGAUCCAGAAUGGCAAGUGCGACAACAUGCGUUGAGAGUUCUUGUUGAUGUUUUGAUUGUGAUGGGUCAACAAGCUGAUUAUCAUAUUCAAAGUUUAGUUCAUCCUUUAGUUGAUAAUUUAGGACAUAUUGCGCCGGCUGUUAGAAAAGGCGCACUUGAUGCUUUGAGAGUUUAUGUAGCUCAAACUGCAAUGCCGGAAACAGUCAUGUUAGAUAUUAUGAAUUAUGGAAUGGAUCGACCUGUAAAAGAUCCUUUUGGUGGUCGAAUGACAGUCGCUGUGAUGCUUGCAUUACCAGCAUUAAUUUUACCAAUUUUAAUAACGCCGAAGCGUGGAUAUGUUGUUAAAGCUGUGAUGGAUGCGUUAGCUAAUAAAAUGGUGAAGAUAACUUAUCAAGAAAUUGCAUUAAAAAUUUUAUUAAAAAUUAAGGACAUGGUGGGACCAAAUGAGUUUAAUGAAUACAUGCCGAUGAAUGUGAAGAAAGAUUUUGAUUUAUUAUGCAAGGUUUAUGGACUUCCUAAAGGACCUACAUUUCAUGAUCCAAAUGUUGAUCUUCACGUGCCACCAGCACAUGACCCGACCAAGCCUUGGGCUUCAAAAUUUGUUCCUAAAAAAGAUAUUCAGGGAAAUAUUCCAUCAUCUCAUGCACCGAUAAAUAAUCCAGAAAGUGCAAAAUAUUUUGGUGGUAAUUAUGAUGCAACUUACCCAUUUGAAAGAACUCGAUUGAGUAAUACAUUAGGAACACCGAAACGUCAAAAAUCGCCGAGAGCAGGAAGUGGUGGAAUUUUAAGAUCAUCCUCAGAUAAUAGUUUGACAGUAGAUUUCAACGGAAAUUCAUCCGGAAGUGAAAGUGGUGGAAGUUGCGUAUCAUUACGAACACAAAACAACACAGCUGCAAAUGGUCAAACGAUUUGUCAUGAAACUGUGACAUCAUGCAAUGGUGGUGGUGGUGGAAAUACCAACAUUGUCAAUGGAAAAAUAAUCAUGGAGACUGAGAUUAAAAUCACUCCAGAAACAGCAGUCACAAUGAGAAUUCUAGAACAAAACCCAAGCACGAAUACUGACGAAAGUGACGAUGAAAAUGGUUCGAAAAGAAUUAUAACUGAUUUUAGCGCACCUUACCCAGUCACGCCAAUGAGACCGAAAUGUGUUGAAGAGAAUAAUCACGUGAGAUUUAGUAGCGAGAAUUCUUUAUCGAAAAAUGGACGACGAGUUAGAUUUGGUGGGGAAAUUGUGAAGAUGAGAACACCGGAUAGUGAUGCAAUUGACCACAGUGAUGAGAAUGAUCCAACUUCGGCUUUAAAGCUUCCAAUUAAACUUCAAAAUGAUUCUGAUAAUUCUUCCAUUUCUUCAGAUAAUUCAGGAACGAAUGAAUACAUUAAACAAGCAAAUGUUGGAUUUAUUAAUGAACCUUUGUCAUUAAAUACUUUUCGAACGAAUAUCGAUAAUUUGAAAGAAAAGAAGUUUGAAGACUCCAGAAGAAAACCUUCAAUAAUUUCCAAUGAACUAUCACAACCAAAGCCUAACUCACGUCCAAACUCAAGUUUUUCACGACAAGAUUCAUCAUCAAGUUUUACAAGAAUUGAUCCUAUCCCUUCUCGACCUGGAUCUUCUCUUGGAAUGAGACCAACUUCAUCAACUUCUCGACCAAUUUCAGCAAAGCCAGUCAAAGAAAACUUUACAAAUUCUAAUGUUAUUCAUUCUCCAACAAAAAACUUUAAUCAAUCAGAACCCAAAGGCGGAUCGUCAUCGUCAUCAACAACAGAUUAUUCACAAGAGUUAACGAUUGGAAUUCCCGAUGUCGAAACGGUUUUGCCAGCUCAUUUUACGCCACCUAACAUCAUGAUAAAGAAAACUACGGAACAAAGUUAUAUCAAUCAAAUUCGUCCCGCAACAUCACCGAUGGUAUCGCCACGAAUUGUAACAAUUCCACCCACAUCAUCAUCAUCGUAUUCAUCAAAAAAUAAUAGCCCAAUUAAAUCAGCACCUUCAACACCAAACAUUCAUUCACCAGCAAGACGUAACCGACCAAUAUCACCCGAACGAACAAUCCUUCGACGUUCCGUGUCAAGUUUAUCACCAAGAGCUGUUCAUCGCGAAGUGACAAUGUUACAUAAUUUACAAAGAAGCCCAAUGAUUUCACCUUCAAGGAGCCGUAGAGCUUCUGUUUGUAGUUUGGAAGAUGGGAAAUCAUCAAGAAUUGAAGAGGCAACUCAGACUUUUAACGGCAAUGUUUCCUACAAUCAAAUGUCAAGUGAUAUGAUUCAAUCAUCGAAUAAUUAUAAUGAAAUAAAUCGAAAUGAGAUUAAUUUCGGUGCAAAAGUUGGUGGUGGUGGUGUUAAUAGUCUUGAAACAACACCAACGAGUUCAAAAGAAAGUCCAAAUAUUAAAAAUCAACAGUACAAGUCAUGGGAAGAACUCGAAAUUGUGGAUUAUUUUGUUAUUAAAGAUCUUAAAAGUGGGGUAAGUUCUGGGCAAUUAUUAACUGUUUUUAAUGCACUUUCAAUUUUCGUUUUCGCAACUUUCUUUUAUUUCAUCGAUUUUCCGGCUUGUUCUUAA
Messenger RNA from Clunio marinus, 2817 nucleotides. The record is from the annotation of a GenBank genome assembly. Lineage: Eukaryota; Metazoa; Arthropoda; Insecta; Diptera; Chironomidae.